AUGUUUAAUGAGUGUUCCAACACGAAAUUAAGCGUGGACAAUCAAAAAUAUGUCAAAAUGUUUCAAAUCUUUGGGGCAAUUUUGAUACUUGGUCUUGUCCUGAUAGCUGUUUACUUCAUGAAAAUGCACAGCACAGUGGAUAAUAACAGAGAAAAAGCAGUUGUCAGCAUUUACACAGAGCUGGAGGAGGAAGAAGGACUCUACAGAGAUCUUCCAGGAACCACAGUAGUUCAGGAGAGCACCAACAGAUCCAAUGCCUCCUGCAGCUUUGAACUUGUGGAAAACGUUCCUUACGACUUACCUUUUGAGAUAAAUAGCACUGCAGCCAAACCCUUGUACCAAGCCUGGAUGAGACUCCUUGAUACAGCCCAGGAAAAAAUUCAUGUGGCUUCUUACUAUUGGUCUCUUACUGGGAAGGAUAUCAACGUCAAUGAUUCAACUUCCAAGCAGGGUGAAGAUAUUCUGAAGAGGUUUGAGAGAUUACUCACAGAGAACAUCUCUGUGUAUAUUGCAACAAGUAUACCAACUUUGGCUACAAAUUCAACUGACCUUGAGAUUUUAGAGGAAAAAGGGGCUCAUGUAAAAAGGAUUGAUUUUGGACACUUGGCGGGAGGAGUGUUGCAUAGCAAAUUCUGGAUUGUAGACAUGAAACACAUAUACAUUGGUAGUGCAAAUAUGGACUGGAGGUCUUUAUCUCAGGUGAAAGAGUUUGGUGCUGUGAUAUACAACUGCAGCUGCUUGGCUGAAGACCUUUGGAAAACGUUUAGUACUUACUGGGAUCUUGGACAUGCAAUCCCAUUCCCUUGGCCUCUUAAUUAUUCUACCCACAUUAACAAACACCAUCCUCUGGAAGUAGAAUUUAAGGGAAUCUUGACAGAAGCCUAUUUUUCUGCUUCUCCUCCAGCUUUUUGCGCAGAAAAUCGCACCUAUGACCUCUUUGCUAUAACCAGUAUUAUCAGUGAGGCACAGAAAUUUGUUUAUGUUUCUGUUAUGGAAUAUUUCCCGACUAGCCGUUUCAUUCAUCCAGAAAGAUACUGGCCAACCAUUGACAAUGCUCUGAGACGUGCAGCUUUCAACAACAGAGUAAAAAUCCGGCUUCUGGUCAGCUGCUGGACCCAUUCUGACCCAAAUAUGUUCUACUACCUGAGGUCUCUGCGUGCCCUCGACAACCCACGUGCCCACAUCAGUGUCAGCGUGAAACUCUUCAUUGUUCCAGUUCUGAAUCACACAAAUAUUCCUCAUGGGAGAGUGAAUCACAACAAAUACAUGGUCACUGAUCAAGUAGCCUAUAUUGGUACUUCAAACUGGUCAGAAGAUUACUUCGUUAAUACAGCUGGUGUGGGACUAAUUAUCAAACAGAAUUUGACCAACGUGCAAAGAAGGUACCUCCCUAUCCAGGAACAAUUAAAAAACAUUUUUGAGCGAGACUGGAAUUCCAAAUAUGCAGUGAAUCUGGAAGAGGUGCAAGGACAGAAAGACUGUAACUGGAGACUUUGA
Messenger RNA from Apaloderma vittatum (bar-tailed trogon), 1497 nucleotides. It is a transcript of the gene PLD4, whose product is annotated as phospholipase D family, member 4. The coding region runs from base 1 to 1497 and encodes 498 amino acids. Gene Ontology annotation, molecular function: catalytic activity. Gene Ontology annotation, biological process: hematopoietic progenitor cell differentiation; phagocytosis. Gene Ontology annotation, cellular component: trans-Golgi network membrane; endoplasmic reticulum; nucleus. The record is from RefSeq and is a predicted model, not a curated record. The transcript has 10 exons. NCBI's taxonomy places the organism in Eukaryota, Metazoa, Chordata, Aves, Trogoniformes, Trogonidae.